ACCCGUUCCCUCCAUCCAUCUCCUCGUCGGUCAGCGUUAUUUAAGUUUCUUCGUAGGGCAGGUUAAGAAGGUUUUCACGUUCUCAUCCCUUUUGACCAAAGAAACAGCUUGGACCCUAAAGAUAAAAUAAAAACGGGGUUUUAAUGAAACCCACGAAGAUCAACAAUCUCCAUCUCUUGAAAGGGUCAGAAUACUCCACCCAGACGGAACUCGUCAUCUUCUCCUCCUCCUCCGCCCAAAGCUCUCGCCUCUCCCCUUCCAUAUUAAAAGGGGAAGGGACAAGAAGUUCAGAAACUCUUCCCAAGACCAGACUCUUUCGAUCCUUUUGUUCCGGCGUAAUUCCAAUGGAGAAACCGCCCAAGGGGAAGAGCAGCAGCAGCAGCAACAAGAAGAGCCUUUUCAAGUUCGUCACUUUCCAAAACCCUCCUUUUAGCCCCACCAGGGACAGCAACGCCCGGUCCUCGUCGUCGGAAGUGUUCGGCAAGAUCAGCACCGCCAAAUCCCACGCCAAAAGAGCCUCCUUCUCGGGCCCGAUCGUGCCCCUGAUCCCCAAGGAAGUGAGGCACAGGAGGAGGUUCAAGAACGACGACGACGACGACGCCACCAGUCUCGACGCCCCGCAAGAACCCACUUCCCCGAAGGUCUCGUGUAUGGGCCAGAUCAAGCUCAAGAACAAGAUCAAGAAGAAGAAGAAGAAGAAGAGCGAGGAGAUAGCGCGAGUCAAGGAGCCUUCUUCUGGGUCGUUUUGUAGUGAAGAAAAGAAGCCGAAGUCGAGAAUUUUCAGGAGGAUCUUCAGCAGGGCGGGAGCGGGGCGGAAAUCUGGUGCUCCCGGCGUCCCUACAGAGGACCGCGGGGAGAGGGACACCAGCGGAGUUUCCGAAGAGAGAGCGCCGUCGCUGGGUCAGAUGAGGAGGUUCGCGAGCGGCCGGAACGCGCUGGCGAGCUUCGACUGGGCGGCGCAGGUGGCGCCGGUGGACGCGGCGGAGCAGAGAAACUGUUACUCCGACGACGAAGACAGAGACAGAGACAGAGACAGAGUAGAGGGAGACGACAACGACGACGACGAAGCGAUAGUUCCAUUCUCGGCCCCCAUCUCGUUAGGUGGAGGAGUGGAGUGGAAGGCGAAGCAGGAAGUGAACCUGUGGAAGAGGAGGACGAUGGCUCCCCCUCAACCACUUCGCUUGCAACAUCCCCAUUGACCCUGCAAAUGCCAGUCGUCUUCUCGAACGAUUGCGUCCGUGGAUUCCCGAUUUCUGGUGUUCUUUCCUUCAUUUUUCUUGUUUUUUUUUUUUUUUUUUUCCAAGUCUGCAUUGGCCUCGCCUCUGCAUCCCGCACGAGGAAUUGAUUUGUUGUAUGAAGUUACGAUUUUUGGGAGGACGAGAGGCGAAAUAAGUUGCAUGCAACAUCUUGCUUUUGUGCAGAGCAUACACAUGUAAUUAUCUCUCUCCUUCUCUCUGCUCCCGAUUCCUUCUCCAUGUCAUCGACAUUAUUGUAGUGCAAGUAAACAAAGAUUGAACGGUCAGCGCCAAUUUUUCUUCA
Eucalyptus grandis is the source of this 1539-nucleotide messenger RNA. RefSeq lists its product as uncharacterized. The transcript has a single exon. NCBI's taxonomy places the organism in Eukaryota, Viridiplantae, Streptophyta, Magnoliopsida, Myrtales, Myrtaceae. Bases 144 to 1199 code for a protein of 351 amino acids. The record is from RefSeq and is a predicted model, not a curated record.